AGUCACAUGACAGGCGUGUAGACAUUAUGGAGCUCUUUCUCUGUCAAACUUUAAUCCGAUUAAACUUUUAGACUGCAAAAGCGAUGGACAAAGCUGGAUUUUUGACGGCUUCUGAUGUCAAGUGAUAUGUCAGCUAAAGCCCUGCGUCAUGUCUGUGGAUGGCCCCCGGACCUCUGUUUUCACCUUCCAGUCCGCUGUUCACAGUCAUCAUGUUCUGCGCUCGCUGGAGGAGCUCAGACAGAAGGAGCUCUUGUGUGAUGUGACGGUUGAAGUGGAGCGCAGGAGCUUUCGAGCACACUCUUCUGUGCUGGCUUCCUGCAGCCACUAUUUUUACACCAGACUGACAAACCACAGCCAAGCAAACCCCACUGUCAGCUUGCCGGAUGAGGUCACGGUGGAUGGAUUUGAGCCUCUUCUGCAGUUCGCCUACACUGCGAAACUUCACUUUACAAAAGAAAACAUCCUGGAGAUCCAACGGUGUGCCCGAGUUCUUGGAUUUCAAAACCUUGAUGAAGCCUGCUUUGAAUUCCUCGUCCCCAGGUUUUCUGAUAGAGGUGGAACCUCCAAAAAAGGGAACGGCAAAAGCAAGAGCCAGGCAUGUCUUGAGAAAUCCCUAGCCAUCACCAAUCCUAAUGAUCAAAACCCUGAAACUGGAGAUCACAUACCUCGGGAUGCAGGAAGUGUCAUGCCAGCUGCACCUCCAUCAUCCUCUGUAGAAAGUCCAAAAGAAUGUCCUACCAUCUCAAAUGAGAAAGACAUGCAGUUAGAUUUAUGCACACUCUACGCAAGACCUUCUUCAUACCACAUGAGUAAUGGCCAAGACCAGUUUUGCUUGCAGAACUGUGGCCCUCAGUUGCCUUCCUCUUCAAUGGCUCCUGGACAAGUUUGUCCAUUCCUGUCCGUUUCAACCACCAAUGACAACGAGAAACUACCAUCAGCUGCAGCUCCCUGUGGUGGUGGGGACAUUUUAGCAAUGGAGGAGGAAUUCCAGAAGGAACUAGCUAUGGACGUCCAUUGUGAAACAUGUACUGAUAGCAUAGCCAACAUAACCGCAAGCCACUUUGACCAAGAAGAAGGAUCUUUAAUGCCAUCCUCCAACUGCAGCCAACUCUGUCCUCUGAAUUCUGCAGAAUCCACUGAGGUUUUGGAUGGGAUUUCUAGUUCUCCAGACCUCGGUGGCAUUGGCACCAACAACAAUGAAGCAUUUGAGACCAAUGAACAGACGUUUUCUGAACUGACUCCUAAAGAUAGCAACAAUGAACGAAGCACAGUGGAAAGGGAAGUGGCUGAACAUCUUGCGAAAGGUUUUUGGCCGGAUUUGAGUUCCUCUUUGAAUGAGCCCCUGCCGUUGGAGUCCAUUGACCAGGCGUCUGCAGGAAACGGCUCAGACUUCCACUGGUUGAAGCAUCUGGAUCUGGGAGCUGCGCCCGAUGAUUGUCCUUUCCUAAGAGAUCUGAGCUCCAACAACAGACAGGAUUCUGCAGGGGAUGCUCUGUCCAAAGAGGACACCGGAGACAGUGCCUGCAUGUCCCCCAUUAACUCCAGGGAAAACUCUGAGUGUGAAUCGGAUGGAGACUGUGGACAGUGUGACAGCAGUGAACAAGCACAGGAGGAGGUGGAUUUGCCUUUCCCUGUGGAGCAGAUUUCCAGCAUGACCCGGAGAGCGUUCCUGCAGAUGUUGAAACGCGAGCAGCUGACCCCAGAACAGCUGGAGUUUGUUCAAGAUGUGAGACGGCGCAGUAAGAAUCGCGUGGCUGCACAGCGCUGUCGCAAGAGGAAGUUAGACUGCAUUUACCGUCUGGAAGGAGACAUCAAGAAACUGAAAUGCGAAAGGGAGAAAUUGCUGCAAGACCACAACCAGCUGAAGUUCAGCAUGGAGGACUUGCGUCAGAAGCUGUCAGGUCUGUGCCAGAGUCUCAGCCUUGACUCUUCACCGCAGUCCGAGCAACUGCAAGCACUGGUCAGGUACGUCUCCUCCGACUGUCCCACAUCCAUCCUCCUCACCCCCAUGGCCUCCCCGAGCCUGGCUGGCCCAGACCGGGACGCCCAAACAAACGCCUCCCUGGACGCCUUUCUUGCAGAAACUUGUCCUGAAGGAGACGCCGUAGCACUCAGGUCUCCCUCUGCCUUCCUGGAAGAGCACGAUCAGAGCACUGUUACAGAUCCUGCUCCAUGACGUACAAACAUAGCAAAGCAGCCUGAGAUUGGUCUGGGAUUGGUUGUUACUCAGGAGCUUACCUUUCUGCUGCCGCCAGUUACACUUUUAAGAGCAUGAAUUUCUUAAUAGGUGCACUUUCGUAAUGUUUCUAAAGUAUGGAUGCGACUCAAUUUUGCACUACUACUAGGAGUUUGUAUGGAAAUGCUACUAUGCCUUUCGCUCCUUGUUUGCUGUUACUUUGUAUAUUAGGGUUUGUCACGAUACUGGGAUUUGGUACCAAUCGAUACAGAAAUUUAAAAAAUGUUAAAAAUUUCCUGAGUACAUUCUUAAACAUCGCGGAUUUGCCAUUGUGUUCACGUGCUCAACAGAAAUGACUGUGAUUGACUGUGAAGGUCAUUCGUCUGCGAAUCACUCGUAUGUCAGCUUAUAAACAAACCAGCUGAUCGACGUGGCUUUGAAACACUCCAAUAUGCCUAUAUCUGUGGUGACACUCAGUAAACAGCUGUGAGUUCGGUGAACUGAUGGCCUUCACUUGAACACUUGAACACAAUGGCAAAUCAGCAGUGUUUAAGAACGUGCUGAGCAGUGGUCAAUUGUUCAUGAGAAAUUUGUUUUUAAAAUUUCAGUAUCGAUUGGUUUUGAAUUCCAGUACCGAAUUCCAGUAUACCCAAUCGUAUAUUAGGUCAUUCCUUUUAUGUUGGACAUUUUCAACUCUCUUUGGCUUUAUCCAAAUGUGAUGUUUCUGUCAUUAAUUACUCACCUAUAUGUCGUUCCAAAUCUUUGCUCCUCUUCAGAACAAAAUUUAUGAUAUUUUAAAUCUGAGAGCUCUUUGACUCUUCAUAGAUAAAGGGUUCCCAUACUUUCAUGAGCAGCAGAUUCAGGGAUCUUUUCAAAGCACCAUUAAUUUUAAAUCAAGCACCUUUGUAAUUCGUACCCUCACAUAAGUAGCACAAUGAAAGUCCUUACUGUACUUAACAUUUCACUUGCACUUAAUAUUUCCGUUAAAAAAGGUCAUUUUCAAAUAUUUUUAUUGUUUUAAAAAGUCAUUCUGAGAACUUUAAUAAAAUUUGUUGAAUUCAGUAAUGGUGAAACUCAAAUCUGAAAUAUUGAUCAAAUGUGCAUUAUUUGUCAGUGUUAUUGUACAAGAUUUAAAUGCAAGAUUUUUAAUUGAAGAUUUUCUCAUUUUUCAUUCUGUUUUUGACCAUUGGGUACAAUUGUUGAAAUAAAACCAUAAAAAGAUUUUAUUUCAAAUUUAUUCCAAGCACUUUCAAGGACCUAAGUUUGUUUUUAAGCACUAAGUAAUACAUAAGUUUGAAAUUCAAGUACCUUUGAGUACUUUCAACAACGUGGGAACCCUGUAAAUACUGUAGCAAGGGUCAUGAAACCCAGAGCCCAGAUAAGGAACCAAAUCCUCAAAAAUAUCAGCAGUGGUGCAAAUGUAAUUUUAUUUAAUUAGGAAUACAUUUCUACGCAAAAAAAAUAAAAAUAAAAUAACUGCUCUGUCCCAAUUCGUACUCUGUCCUUCCUGAAUAACACUCAAAAAUAGAGUUAGUAUGUCUCAAAUCAUAUAGUGUAUGGUCUAAUUCUGUCUAAUAACUGCUAAUUUGCCCACAAUAUAUUGCACAUUGGAUGUAAAUUUGACUAAAAAUGCUGGUAAAUUUUUUUAACAAACUGCAAAUAUUGUGUAUGUACAAGACUGACGGUUAAGUGGAGAGGCUUAGAUAUAGAUGUUUGAAUGAUUGUUAAGUAAUAGCUAACCUACUGGAAUACAUUUAUUUCACAUUUUUCAGUUAUAUUUCCUCUGCAGCAACAGUGUGACUUUUAUAACAACGUGGAUUUUGGUUUUUAUCUUCUGAAUGCAUAAUUAUGCAAACACUUGAGAUAUUUCUUUGGAUGAAAUAAUCACGAAGGGCAGAUUAAACUGCUGCUGCUUUUCUAACAUGGUCAGAUGUUAAAUAUAAAAAAAAUUGAUUGACAGGGCAUAACUAACAGUGGUAACUAAGCAACAGAAUGGUCUGUUAAUGAGGAAGUUGUGUUAACUCUUCGGUUACGCAAUCAAAAGUAUGUACUUCUCAAAAAGUAAAUAUUUUUAAGGACUUUAGGUAGGUGACUUGACACACAGCAAAUAAUUUUUCAACAAACAGUUUCUUCUCUUCGCCGUCAGUUCAUGAUGCACAAGCUUAUGUUCCACACAAUCCCUUCAUGUCAUCCCAAUGAUAAUUAAGUUAACUUAAUUUUUUUUUUACAAUUUUAAGUUGAUUGAGUAUAAAACAAUUGAUCUGUCCUAAAAACUCAUUUUGAAUAAGUAGUUUGAAAUAGCAGUUCUCAAUUCAAUUCACCUUUAUUUGUGUAGCGCUUUUACAAUGUAGAUUGUGUCAAAGGAGCUUCACAUAAAAGGUCAUAGUAAAUUGGAACAGUGUAGUUCAGUUUGUAGUGUGCUAUGCAGCUUUCACUGCUAUGCAGAUGAUACUCAAUUAUAUAUUUCAACUAAACCUGAUGAGAUGUCUAAACUGUCUAAGCUAACUGAGUGUAUUAAAGACUGGAUGACCAACAAUUUUCUUCUUUUAAACUCAGACAAAACAGAAUUAUUACUUAUUGGGCCUAAAUCCUGUACACAGAAGAUCUCGCAACUCGAUCUGCAAUUAGAGGGAUACAAAGUUAGCGUUAGCUCUACUAUAAAAGAUCUGGGUGUCAUAUUAGACAGUAAUUUAACUUUUCAAAAUCAUAUAUCCCAUGUCACAAAAACUGCUUUCUUUCAUCUGAGAAAUAUCGCUAAGUUACGAAGUAUGCUAUCCAUCUCAGAUGCAGAAAAGCUAGUCCAUGCUUUUAUGACUUCUAGGCUGGACUACUGUAAUGCACUGUUUGCUGGCUGCCCAGCAUCCUCUAUUAAUAAACUUCAAUUAGCACAAAAUGCAGCUGCCAGAGUUCUUAUCAGGUCUAGAAAAUUUAAUCACAUCACCCCAAUUUUAUCCUCCUUACGCUGGCUGCCUGUUAAGUUUCGUAUUGAAUUUAAAAUAUUGCUUCUUACAUAUAAAGCUUAAAAUAAUCUAGCUCCUGUUUAUCUAACCAACCUUCUGUCUUACUACAAUCCAACUCACUCUUUAAGAUUUCAAAACUCAGGGCUUCUGGUAGUACCUAGAAUAGCAAAGUCUCAUUUAUGGCUCCUAAACUCUGGAAUAGCCUUCCUGAUAAUGUCCGAGGCUCAGACACACUCUCCCAAUUCAAAACUAGAUUGAAUAAUAAUAAUAGAUA
This is a messenger RNA of Danio aesculapii, 5410 nucleotides long. RefSeq names its product BTB and CNC homology 1, basic leucine zipper transcription factor 1 a (gene bach1a). Gene Ontology annotation, molecular function: protein binding; DNA-binding transcription factor activity, RNA polymerase II-specific; RNA polymerase II cis-regulatory region sequence-specific DNA binding. The transcript is spliced from 5 exons. The record is from RefSeq and is a predicted model, not a curated record. Lineage: Eukaryota; Metazoa; Chordata; Actinopteri; Cypriniformes; Danionidae. Gene Ontology annotation, biological process: regulation of transcription by RNA polymerase II. The coding region runs from base 149 to 2176 and encodes 675 amino acids.